UCCACGCCACCACUAUGGAGAUGGCCUCAAUCGUGCUAUCCAUGCUCUCACAAACGACAUGAUAGAUACUAUCGAAGUCUAUGAUGGGGACACCUGUGAAUGGAGGACACAUACGAAAAGCAGAAAAGGCGUACUAGACAAAUAUAACAUCACGUUUACUCAGUAUUAUCUCAGUAGUUAAAUAAAUAGUUAGUCACAAAAUGUCCUCGUGUUAAUAAUUAACAGUCAGUCAACUUACCGCGGUCACCUUCAUGGCUAUGGCCGCUCAGCCAGAGCAGAGGGCAUUCGACGUUAGAAAAGUGUGUAUUUUCUAAAAGCUGUUGUCACGAGAGCUCACUCAAAUAUUACAGGUAGGCAUAUGGAGACACAUUUCCUUGAUAUCUCCCUGGCCUUAUGUUGGAUCAAUCUCUCUUCCUGAAGAUGUGAGAAAUGGUAAGAACCACCUGUAAUCUAUGGAUGUGCAGGCGUCUCCAUGCAACAACACCUCAGACCCUCUGUGCUAUGAGGAAGGAUCAGGCACAUUAGCUGUGAUCAUUAUCCCCACUCUCCUGGCUCUCAGCACAGUGGUUGUUGUGACCAGCAUACUGUGCAGUCUCUUCCAUAGAAGAAGAGCAGCACCAGAGAGGACCUCCAUCCCUGCCCAUUACACCAAUCGUGCAGGUCAGGAGUGCGUGUCCAGUAGCCCAGUGAGUCUGUGGGAGAUCCCAGGAGAAUGUACUCUGGAGGGGCUGGAGUUCUGGCAGACUGGCCACUAUGGUCCUAUCUGCAGAGGCACAAUAAGAAGAAAGGAUAUACCCAGUGCUGUAGUGGUCAAGACACUCCGAGGAGGCAUAAAUCAGCCUGAGGCAAAGAAGUUUGUUGACUGGAUUCUUUUCCAUGGUACCGUGUGUAAACACCAGAACCUGGUCCGGAUGCUGUACUGUCAGACACAGAGACUACCUAUGUACCUGGUACUGGAGGCCUGUAGUCCUGGCAACCUUCUGCACUACCUCUGGACCCUGAGAAAUAGUGAUUCGGAGCCCUUGGAUCCACUGCAACACUUUUCAGAGAGAUCAGUGUUUUUGGUGGCAAAGCAGGUGGCAGCAGGCCUGGACUAUCUGUUGUCAGAGCACAGGCUUGUACAUGGUAAUGUUGCUGCACAGAACAUCCUGAUUGGUCCAGGGUUCUCUGUGAGGGUAUCUGGAUUGGGCCUGGCCUUCGAGAUCCGCCAGCACCAGACUGACAAACUGGCCUAUCGCAGGUGCCAGAAUGACAAACUGGCCAAUCGGAGAACAGCUGAGGUCCCUCUCAAAUGGCAGGCUCCAGAGAGGAUGAUGAAGCACCCAACCACUGACAGGAGUGAUGUAUGGUCUUUUGGAAUCUUUCUGUAUGAAUUGAUCACAUUGGGCUCUCCCCCCUACCCUGAUCUGGAGCCGGAGCGUGUGUUCCUCCACCUACAGAAAUCAUACAGGAUGAAGAGGCCAGACAACUGUGGGGGACCCUUGUAUGACCUGAUGAAGUACUGCUGGAUGUGGAGCUUCAAGGACCGGCCUGUGUUCUCCGCCAUCAUCAAGCUUCUGGGGUCUUACACAUACCUUGCUGGCACUAAAGAUAUCUACAUCCCAGAGGACAUGGACAUCACUGACUACAUCAAGAGGGCAGGUGUGCUGCCCUAAAUAUAUAGUCCAAGGCAUCACAUUCAUGAAUGAAGAAGCUAGAAGCAAGGGGUGAGUCCAUGACAAAGCAUGGCUGUAGUUGAUUUUAGGUUGAUGUGUACUGUACUGUGGUAUCAAAUGUGUUAUAAACUUUCAGGGAGAUUAUUUUAUGAUGCUGAAAUGAAAUGUUGUAAAUGGGUUGACAUAAUGAGGGUGCAUGAGGGUGUGGAAGUAUUGUAUGGAGGAUGCAACAAAGCCUUAUUGUAAGAUUGCAUAUUUGAAUGUGUCCCUUUUAGCACAUAAAUGGAUGUCAGGAGAAAAAGAUCUGCCACUAUAUUGUUAUUGUCUACUCAAAUUUUUAGGCCAUCACAAGUAAACAUAUUUUAAGAAAUUGUACAAAUGUAAGAAUAGUGUUCUUGAUGUCAUAUUGUCCCCAGUGUCAUGAAACCAGGCAAGUCAUUAUAUCACCACUUUAAUUGUCAAAACAUUUACAGAAUUUAAAAUAGAGAUCUUCAUAAGAUGUUUUACUAGUUUAUAAUUUGGUGAGGAUCACUCCUGUGCCUUUAACAUUAGUAAUGAGACAUGUAAUAUUGUAGCCAUACAGUUAAUGCCCACAAUGAGACUGUCUUGAAGUCACUGAUCACGAUAUGUAAAAGUGUCCUGCACACACUCAACACUGUUGAUUUUCAUAACAUUGCUUAUCAUUGACCGCGAUGCCAACAAACAAGCCGUUUGGAUGGCGUGGAGGUGACAUUUAUAGUUUUACUGUCCUGUUGCUAUUGUCUCUUAAGCCAAUUCAAAACAAACCCAUCAUCACAUUGUCUCCAUCGCACACUCAUAUCUAAAAUUCUAAAGAGAGGUACAAACCACCAUUUUCAGAAUAACACACCCUGGCAUGCGGAAAUGGAUCAAGAACAGGAAUAUUCCGGACAACAUUUUGUCCUCAUGACUCACGCUUAAAAGUAACCCCAAAGCUUUUUCACACUACUGAGCUGAGGUGAGCCGAACCAAGCCAAGAUGAUCUGUGCAGGACUGGUUACACACCCACUAUAGUUGUUGAAAUCGUAGUGGAAAUGACAGCGGGAAAGGAAUACAUCUAAGCCAGCACAGAAUGGUUCGGGCUGGCACUAUAGUGUGAAAGGGUACAGGUUAUCAACUGAACCAAAAAAAAAUGUUUAACUAUUCACUGUACCUUAGGUUAAUAAAAGCAUUGGGAUGGUAAAGCAUUUUUUAAAUGAUGUAAAGCCUUCUAAAACAGAAGCAGAGGUGCGCAAACACCAAAUAUAAAGCUAUGUUCACAAGUCUGACCACAAUGUCAUGUGUAAGUCAAAUUAAAAGGACUGUCAGAGUGGGGAGAGGGAAACUAGCUGUUAUUGGCAGAGAGAAUUGGAACUCUUUCUUAUUGGUCAAUUAACUAAUUUACUGUCUGGUGAUGUCACCAGGCAGGCCAAAACUCCAUCCCACCAAAACAGGCUCUUUUCAAACAGCUCUCACACUAAAAGGCGAUUAUAAUUUUCACAAUUUCACUGUAUUAUUCCAACCUUGUAGUGUGGACAUAUAUCACACAGAAAAUUCAUGUUUUUUACUGCACUGGGCCUUUAAAGCAGUGAUUCCCAAACUGUGAGGCUCACCCAAGGGGGAACGCAGUCCGGCUUUCAACUUACAAAUUUCAAGAGUAUUAGUAGAAUGCACGAGGUGAAAUGUCGAAAUGCAUCAUCAGUUUUCAUGUGUCAUUGAAUACCUUGCUUAGUGAGCUAUUUAUAACUUGUCGGGAAUGUCCAGAUCAACUAGCCCAUGUCAGCUAACGUUAGGUUUCUUUGCCCAUAGAUUUUGUAAUGUUUGAAUCUUUCAAAUAUCACAUGAAUACAUAGACAUGUCAUUCUCUCUGCUAACAAGAGGGGUGUGAACAGUUUAUGUAAUGAAUAGUGCUUGUGCCCAUAGAAAUAUACAGGGCGCAGGGUGUUCCCCCCCGCCUGAGUGAAAAGGUUUGGUAACCCCUGCUUUAAAGGAGCCCCCCCCCAGAGGAAGUUUCCGCCAGUAUUUCAACGUAAUUUCCCAUCCUAAAGAGGAAAUGCACAUUUAGGGUCGACCACCAAAGAAUGACGAAGGAUACAUAUACAUACAUAUUCGCAAAUUGAGGGUGGGACUGUCGAUGUGGAGUUGAUAAACAUCAACGAAUAAGGACACUGACAGCUGUGUCUUUCUAACCUCGUGUUUUUUACUACACCUUAUUCAAAAGAUUAGCCAGCUGGCUCUAUAGCUCGUUCUGGAGCUGGAUUUGUCAUAGGCAUUGGUUUAGGGACAACUUUGCCACAUAUGGAAACCACUGGCUUAUCUUUGACUUCGCCAUAUGUUAUCUCAAGUUUUGGGAUCGGCCAUAAAUUGCGUCUGCGAAUCCGCCAUUGAAAUAGUUCGAAUGAAUAAGGUGAAGCUCCGUUAAAUAUGGAUAACUAUUGAAAGAUAGGUGAUAUGCGUUUGUCUACAUUGUAAUGGACACGGUGCAAACUUUGUUAGGUAGUCUGCUGGCAGGUUUCAGCUGCGGCACUGCAAAACCAAGUCUGUCCGUGCUCAUGGUUCUCACAGUGGAAGGGAAAUGACACGACACACAUAACAUGUAACUUUAGAUGGGUUAACUGACGUCGCGACAACAAUGCACGCUUCAAUGGGGCAGAAGUCCGUGUGUCGUGAUUCUGGAUGGGCAGAUAGCUAGCAUCAAUGAGACUACCAUGUGUGGGGAAUCGUAAAUGGCUCGUUUCAGCUAGUUUUUUGUUCUUGAUACCGUGCCUUGUUUUGAAGUGUUUCGACUGAUUUCAUAUCAUGCUAAUUUGGCUAAAAGUCGCUUGUUAGCUAACCAACAACGAUGUAUGAGAGACACGUGUUCAUUGUGCAAAUGUAUUUGUUUUCAAUAAACAUUGGAGAUGAAAUAUAGUUUUGUUGUCAACAAUCUAAGCUAACCCCGUCUAUUAUACCCCAUAGUUGCGCACGCGGCGGUUUUUGUGGCUAAAUAACCAAUUCGUCUAGAAGUUCCUAAAAUAUUUUUUUUGCGGGUCCAUUUUCAUUAUCUGUAUAGACAUUUGUGGUUUCUUGCCAACAUUACACCAAUCAAAGCAGUGGCGCGUGUAGUGAAGCAAACCCGUUCAUCUUGAGGUGACAGUGGUAGCGGGUUUGCGAAAUGCUAACAUAUCACGCAAUAUACCACAUAUAUAUAUAUAUAUUACAGCGAAAAUCGACAAAAUUAUCCAAUGGCUUAUGAUAAUUUUAUGGUAAAAUAAAAACAAGUAUUUUAAUAUGCUCCAUGGUUCAGGCAGUCAAGUGGAGAGAGGACUGUUCGGCUCAACAUGGUCCAAGAUGAAUACUUUUGCAGCGGUUUCUAAAUCAUUAACAAAGUCAUGCUGGUGGUGGGUGGUAACAUUCAAAUAAAACCCAGCCCUGAAACAAAACGGAGGCUGAAAAUAAUGUGUACGUCUUAGGAAAAGACCGCAUUCACACGGAUUUGGGAAAAGUGGGCAUUUCAGAUGUCACUUCAAGCCCAAAUAUACUUGGACUUAAAUCAUUGUGAAACUUCAUGGGGAAACUCUGGCCAUCGUCUUUCAGCUAGAAAAAAGUGGAUUUCUACUGGUGUGGGCAUUUAAUAAGAGAACUGAGAACCCAGUCAUUUUAUAUGAAUGCCCAUUAUUGUAUUCACCAAAGCUAGCCUAUGAUCAUUUUAAUAUACAGUGCCUUCUGUAAUUAUUGGAACAGUGAAGCAUUUUCUUCUAUUGACUCUAUACUCCAAAAGUUUGAUUUGAAAUCAAACAAUGACUUUGAGGUUAAAGUGCAGACCCUCAGCUUUAACUUGAGGGUAUUUAAUCCAUAGCAGGUUCACCGUUUAGAAAUGACAGGACUUUUUGUACAUUGCUCCCCUAAAAUGAGAGGGACAAAAUUCACUUGUGUAUUAAAGUAGUAAAAAGUACUAUUUGGUCCCAUAUUCAUAGCACACCAUGACUACGUCAAGCUUGUGACUCUACAACUUUGUUGGAUGCAUUUGCUCUUUGUUUUAGUUGUGUUCAGAUUAUUUUCUGCCCAAUAGAAAUGAAUGGUAAAUAAUGUAUUGUGUAAUUUGUUUGACUUUUAUUGAAAAUAAUGUUUCUAAACACUUCUAUAUCAAUGUGGAUGCUACCACGAUUACAGAUAAUCCCAAAUGAACCAUGAAUAAUGAGUGAAAAAGUAUCAGACCCCACAAGACAUGCUAACCUUUCACCAUUACAAUAACAGGGGCGGUUAUCAUUUUUAUUCACGACUCAUUCAGGAUUAUCUGUGCUACAAUGUGUUCUACCAAGUGCUUAGAAACAUCUCUAUUCACAGGAAAAGUGACUCCAAUGACACAAUACAUCAUGAACCAUUCAUUUCUAUUGGGCACAAAACCAUAUGAAACAAACAAAACAAAACAGCAAAUGCAACCAACAUUUUUUAGAGUCAAAAGCUUGAUGUAAUUAUUGCGUGCUACAAAUAUGGGACCAAAAAUGUAAUGUUUUACUACACACACGAAUUUCUUGUUUUUGUUGUUGAAAAAGUGAUGUAAUUUCUAAACAGUUCACCCAGUAUCGAUGAAAUACCUUCACAUUAAAGCUGACAGUCUGCACUUUAACCUCAUAGUCAUUGUUUGAGUUCAAAUCCAAACCAAGUAUAGAGCCAAAAGAAGAAAAAAUGCUUAAUUGUCCCAAUAAUUACAGAGGGCACUGUAUAUCUGGUGGGAACGUAAACACUCUUAAAUUAAAGCACGGUUACAUUUUGCUAGCAAUAAAAGCAAACUAAUCUUGUCUGAAAAUGGCUAGAAUUUUUUAAAGAAGAAAAAAAUACUAUUCCAAUUAAAGAAUGCAGUUGAUGGGAAAAUAAAA
Molecule: messenger RNA, 6511 nt
Organism: Oncorhynchus mykiss (rainbow trout)
Lineage: Eukaryota; Metazoa; Chordata; Actinopteri; Salmoniformes; Salmonidae
Product: tyrosine-protein kinase STYK1
Biological process (GO): cell surface receptor protein tyrosine kinase signaling pathway; protein phosphorylation; positive regulation of kinase activity
Cellular component (GO): plasma membrane; signaling receptor complex
Molecular function (GO): ATP binding; transmembrane receptor protein tyrosine kinase activity
Source: RefSeq, a predicted model, not a curated record